This is a messenger RNA of Durusdinium trenchii, 4059 nucleotides long. NCBI's taxonomy places the organism in Eukaryota, Dinophyceae, Suessiales, Symbiodiniaceae. The record is from the annotation of a GenBank genome assembly.
CCAACUUGGGGCACUUUUCUUUGAAUCUGUUUAACCUUAUGAGCAACCUUCAGCAUGACAGUUGACACUUGGGAUGCCUGUUCAUGCACAAAGACAGAGAGACUCUUCUUCGCAGUGUAUGGCUCAGCUGUUGCUGUGUGUUUGUGAGAUAUUUUCAUUGCCUACAGGGAUCGCCUUUCGGUGUCUGCAAGGCAUUUCCUCGUGUCUUUCAAUGGCAGGAUGACAAUCCGUGGUCGGAUUCUGCUCCUAGUCUGGAUUGGCAGCUUAGCAUAUCGCCCAGAGUAUGACUUUCAGCAUGCGCUCCAACCGUUGCAGGCAGGAACAGGAGAUGGCAAGUCGUCAGUGUCUCUACAGCAACGGGAUGAAGAUAAUAAUGCUUUGGCGACUGCGAAGCAUGUGACGGAUGCCUCCAAGGAUGCCGAACUUCCAGAUGUUCAUGCAAAAGAAAAAGAGGCCAUCGCGCAGCUCGCAAAGUUAUGGGGAUAUGAACCCAAAAGCAUACCUGAGUGCUGGAAAGCAAAGGAGACCCUGGAAAUUCUGCAUGUUGACAAAGGCUUCGAUGUGACGUGCCAAAAUGGAUCCAUCGUGAUGAUGGGAAUCAAAAGAGCAUCGCAAGCAAGAGCACAAGUGAGACUUUCAGAUUUGAACGCUCCAAUCCGUGACCUCCAGCGAUUACGUGCGCUUGUGUUAGAUGGCUCCCAUAUCACUGGACGCUUACAGGAGCUGAAGGAUUGGGACCUCUUCGACCGCUUGGAGCGUUUGCACAUGCGAUGGUGCAACAUUGAUGGUGAGUUGAAGCACUUCAACAACUUCACAAACUUGAAGUACUUGAAGUUGUCUGGACACAAGAUUCAGGGGUCUUUGGAACAGCUGGAGGAGGAUUUCUGGAAAAACAUCAUCAUCUUGGACUUGAGAAGCACUUCUGUGACUGGAGAUGUAUCUAGUGAAAAUUUGAAGGCUUCGAAGUUGAAGGGCUUGUGGUUGCAGAAUACCAACAUCACAGGAGAUGUCAUGAACAUUUUGUCGCAGAGUCCUGACAUGAAGUACCUUCAUCUCCAAAAAACCCAGGUGCACGGGUACAUGGUCCAUCCACGAGAUUUCAAGAAAGACGUGAAUCGAAGGCUUGUUCCAACUGCCAAGACUGAAGCUCAAGAUUCGGAACUUCAGGAAGUUCUUGCAGGACAAAAGCUCUUGGAGUUGGUGCUUUACAACACCGCCGUCCAAUUCGACAUCAAGCCACCUUUUGACCAGGCUCCCUUCCCCGAGCUGGCCAAGUUGGAUGUCACAGGGUGCAACCUCUCGAUGGAUGUGUGGGAUUUCCUUUUUCCUUUUGCCAAUACAAGCUAUAAGUUGGCAGAGGUGAGAGCAGCAAAAUGCGACCUGUACGGGACAGUGGAAGGAGUAUUUGCAGCGAAGAAUCGCCCCAUGAGAUGGCAAGUCAGUGUUCUUGACCUUUCGCAAAACAACAUCACCAGGCUUUUGGGCAAGCCACGCCCUUGUUGGGUUGACCUCAGCAACAACAGCAACCUCAACGAGAUCAAUCCCGAUUAUUUCAAGGAUACUACGUUUCUGGACAUUCGAAAUACAUCCUACAAUGGAGAUGAAGAGGAGAUCUGGAACUACAUCGAGAAAGAGGAGUUGACCGGUGGACUGUGGAAAUGCGCAGGCGUAAGGCCCAAGAAACCCAAUGGAAAUGGCAUUUCCAGAGGACGUGUGCUGGUGACACCCGACACAUUUGCUGCAAAAAGACUAUGCAGCUGCAUGAACAAAAACAUGGUGAAGGUGGUGAAAGAAAAACCUUGCUGUGGAUGUAAGAAAGGGAUGGUGGCGCUUAAUGUGAGCAACACCUCUGAUUGGUGCUAUUCCUGCUUUGGUCCAGGAUGUGACCUCGAGACAACUUGUUUCACAGAUGAUGCAGAUAAACAAUGCGCAAAUGGAUACACAGGCUCGUUGUGCGCCUCUUGUAAACCAGGUUGGCGUUCCAAGGGUUUUGCCCAAUGUGAGACAUGCAAAAGCCAGGAAACACAGCCUCGCGCUCCGGUGAUUUGCCUCGUGACAAUGAGUGCAUUGCUGCUGGCAGGACUUUCUUUAUGGAAAUAUGUAUGGCGCCCACCAGAAAGGAACACUGCAACAGAGCAGGGUAAACGGCUCUUGGAGUUGUUAGAGCAGCUCUUGCUUGUCUUGAGCUAUUGUCAGCUUUUGUACGCCAUCCUUUCCGUGCACUGGCGAGCAUCAACAAAUGAAGGUGAACAGAACGAGGGAGUGAAGUUCUCUAUCGUGGAGUUGGUACUGUUUGAUUUUGGAUGGUUAGUGGAUGUGCUUUCUGUUCAAUGCCUACUUGGAUACAAAGAUGGCCGUAACUUCGAAGUGCUGGUGUCCAUUUUUGCCUUGCCGGCGCUUGGUGUGGCUGCCUUGAUUCUUGGUCUGUGCAAAUGGCGUAGUCCAUUUUAUGGAUUGAAGUAUGCCAUUGCCAUCACAUCCAUCGCAUUUCAAACCGCCAUUCUGCGCACCAUUGAGAACCAGUUCUUGUGCCAAGCGCGGAGCAAGAUGGGAUUCUUGUUGGAAGAGGGAGCCUUCUUACGCCCGAGGCCCUUCAUUGCUUGCGGGGUCUCCAAUGUCAUAGAUCCCCUCAGGUACCGGCUUUGUGCUGCUCUUGCCAUCAACGGAGCCUUGAUCCCCGGUGGCCUUUGCCUGCUGGGCGUUUACAUCACUCGUCAGAUCCAAGGAGUCCAAGGUCUUCUAUCUUCGAUCAACCCAGUGAUUCAGUGUGACGCUUCCAACCCAGAUACAGUGACUUUGCACUUUGCCACCGUCCAAGUUGCAGCUGAGAAGCUUCCUUUGAGCAGAGAAGACUUGGGAGUUUAUGUGGAUCUCCCAAGUCAAGCCAUGUGGAUCCAUGCUGCGGCCUACGUGGUUUGCAUCGCCGAGUCGAUCGGCAGCACGCAUUUGGAGGUUGUGGAGGCCGACUUCAGCACGAAGGUGCCAGAGGCGGAAGUGAAGAAAAAGUCUUUGGACGUCUUGAAAUUGAAGUUGACAAAGGAUGCCCACUUCAAGGAAUUCAGCGGAAAGUCGCAACAGAUUGUUCUGCAAGAAGCUCGAGCACAUGCGCAGAGACUCAGCAAGAGAUUGCUGUACCGAGCCAUUGCCAAGCGAGUGACAACUGGGCCUAUUUGGGUUGGCGUCCGGAAUUCCUUUCACCGAUUUGCAGACAAGGACCCUCUGAUCUGCGAGGGUUUGCAGAAGUUUUUCUUGCUAGCUAUGGCCCGAAUGUGUGCUGGAGCAGAGGAUCCCGUAGACCAAAUGCAUUGGAUCGCGGCGGCCUUGGCCGCCACCACUUCCGGCAUCGUCAUCGCCAAGCCUUUUGGAAGCAAAUCUCGUAAUGAUUUGGCCACCGUUUGCUUUGGAGCUUUGUCUUGCACGGCAGGGCUUCUUUGCAUCAAUGGUUUUUCAGUGCUCCAGUUCGUGCCCAGUGUGGUGGUUGCCCUGUUCUUUCUCCAUUUGCAACUGAUGCCCGGUGACAUAAUGCUACAGACCCACUGGCUUCAAGCAGAGAUGAGAGAACAGCUGGGCGUCAGUGAAGAUCAGCCUGACGAGAUGAAAGACACCAAGGAGGACAACGAGAACGGGAAGACGAGAGACCACAAGGAGAGAAUGCCCACAGAGUUGCCUCUUGAGCUGCCCCUGCAGACCAGCGAAUGGAAUGCCGGGUGUCCUGCGUGGUGCUCGGAACUCGUCAUGCAGUAUCGUGGCUUGACAAGGGCAGUAUGGCACCGAAGAAGAUCCUCCAGCCUGGCUCUACUCGACCCAGGAAAUCAUCCUGACUCAAGUGAGCAGGCUGAACGCAUCCGAAACGGGCGUUCCUGAACCGGUCGGUUGGUAGCAACCGAAGGCCGCUUUGAGCAUAUCCAAAAGAGAUUCUUCCUUGUGGCCGAAGUGUUUGCAAGCAGACAUGAAAGUUGACAUGCAGUUUGCAUUAGAAGCUGAUGUUCCCCAUUCCCAAGAGCUGACCAAGAUGCUUUGCAAACAUGGUGUAAAGCAGGAAGCAUUAGCAACAUAGGG